Molecule: messenger RNA, 1446 nt
Organism: Pseudonaja textilis
Lineage: Eukaryota; Metazoa; Chordata; Lepidosauria; Squamata; Elapidae
Gene: SLC25A38
Product: solute carrier family 25 member 38
Biological process (GO): glycine import into mitochondrion
Cellular component (GO): mitochondrial inner membrane; nucleus; mitochondrion
Molecular function (GO): zinc ion binding; glycine transmembrane transporter activity; nucleic acid binding
Source: RefSeq, a predicted model, not a curated record
CGUGACGUCACCAAAGCGCGCCGCCCCUUCGCGGCCCUCCAGUUCCUGCUUUCGGCUGGUCGGCCGCGGGCGCCUUCGCUGCCCUUCCUCCUCCGCCGCCGCCUCCUCCUCCUGCUCCUCCUCCGCCCGGGAAGGGAAGCCAUGGCCGAUUACUGGAAAUCUCAGCCCAAGAAAUUCUGUGAUUAUUGCAAGUGCUGGAUUACAGACAACGAACCGAGCAUCGAUUUCCACGAAACAGAAAAGAACCACAAGGAAAAUGUGGCGAAGAAAAUUAGCGAGAUUAAACAGAAAAGCUUGGACAAGGCGAAAGAGGACGAAAAAAUGGCAAAGGACUUUGCAGCCAUGGAGGAAGCGGCCACGAAGGCUUAUCAAGAAGACUUGAAAAGGCUCGGAUUGAAGAUGCACCCUGUACUAAAAGCCUUUUUUUGUGGUUCAAUCAGUGGAACCUGCUCCACGCUGCUCUUCCAGCCUCUUGACUUGCUUAAAACUAGGCUGCAGACUUUGCAGUCAACUGUCAGCGGAUCAGGUCGUGUUAAGAUGAUACCUCUACUCUUCAAAGUUGUUCAUACAGAAAGCAUAUUUGGGCUGUGGAAAGGGGCUUCUCCAUCCUUUGCACGAUGCAUUCCAGGGGUUGGGAUUUACUUCAGCACCUUAUAUAUGAUAAAACAUCAUUUUUUCUGGGAACGCUCUCCUACUGCUUUGGAAUCCGUUCUUUUGGGUGCAACUUCACGAACUGUAGCUGUUAUUUGUAUGUUACCCAUCACAGUAGUAAAAACACGAUAUGAGAGUGGAAAAUACAGCUAUGAAAGUGUGUAUGGAGCCUUGAGAAAUAUCUAUCGGUCAGAAGGAGCCCGGGGUUUGUUUAGUGGCCUGUCAGCAACACUUCUUCGAGACGCCCCUUUUUCUGGCAUCUAUCUGAUGUUCUACACACAGACCCAAAAGCUUGCAUCAUAUGGCCAACUAGAUACAACAGUUGCACCACUUAAGAACUUUGGUUGCGGAACUGUGGCUGGAAUUCUGGCCUCAUUAGCUACUCAGCCUGCUGAUGUCAUCAAAACACACAUGCAACUGUCAUCUGAAAAAUACCUUCAGACUCGCCAGACUAUUGCCUUAAUAUUUAGGACUUAUGGACUGGCUGGCUUUUUCCAUGGUGCUGUUCCACGAGCUUUGCGGCGCACGCUGAUGGCAGCAAUGGCCUGGACUCUCUAUGAACAAAUGAUGGCUAAGAUGGGUUUAAAAUCCUAAGGGAUAUGGCAAGAAAUAAUCGUUCUACCUUUAUUUUUCCCCUUACUGUGAUUGCUUGGUGAGACUUGUGUUUGGAGUAGUCCUACGUGAAAAGUCCCUUGCUUAGGCAGAUUUUAUCUACAUACUGAAUUGCCAAAACAGUGCCUCAGAAUCUUUAGGAAUAUGAGUGAAUGGAGUAGAACAAUGUGACAGCAGAGGGGA